ACGGGGGAGGUUGGCAGCAAAAGGAAUUAUGGGGAUGUCCUGCGCUCAGACGAAGAAGACGGAGACGAGGGACGAAGAGGAAGAGACGAUAGUUUCACUCUUUGCUUCUUCGAUGGCUUUGACCCUGUGGCUGUUUCGUCUGACCGCAAGAUCGUGGACUCUGGAGUGCUGCUGCGAGUUAAGUUGGCCUUGGUGAUGGUGAUGGUGAUGAGUGGUGAUAGUCGUGAUGUUGGUGAUAGUCGUGGUGAUGGUGAUGGUGAUGGUGAUGGUCAAGAUGGAGUCUCUCUCUCUCUCUCUCUCUCUACCUACGACCACUACGACUACGACCAUGACCAUGACCAUCUGCUAUCUACUUCGACUUCGACUUCUACUACUAUCCUGUAUUAA
This is a messenger RNA of Trichophyton verrucosum HKI 0517, 387 nucleotides long. RefSeq lists its product as uncharacterized. The transcript is spliced from 2 exons. The annotation marks the transcript as partial. The record is from RefSeq and is a predicted model, not a curated record. NCBI's taxonomy places the organism in Eukaryota, Fungi, Ascomycota, Eurotiomycetes, Onygenales, Arthrodermataceae.